Staurois parvus is the source of this 438-nucleotide messenger RNA. The record is from the annotation of a GenBank genome assembly. Lineage: Eukaryota; Metazoa; Chordata; Amphibia; Anura; Ranidae.
GGACUCCGGGCAGCGGCACAUCGGGCAGGACUCCGGGCAGCGGCACAUCGGGCAGGACUCCGGGCAGAGGCACAUCGGGCUGGACUCCGGGCAGAGGCACAUUGGAUCACCAGGCAGAGCGGCAGGCACCGGGCCACCAGGCGGGGUGGCAGGCACCGGGCCACCAGGCGGGGGACAGGCACCGGGCCCCCAGGUGGGGCGACAGGCACCGGGCCCCCAGGCGGGGCGACAGGCAUCGGGACCCAAGGCGGGGCAACAGGCCCCGGGCACCCAGGCGGAGCAGCAGGCACCGGGCCCCCAGGCGGGGCGACAGGCAUCGGGCCCCCAGGCGGGGGCGACGGGCAUCGAGCCCCCAGGCGGAGCGGCGGGCGCCGGACCCCCAGGCGGAGCGACAGGUCUCGGGCCCCCAGGCGGAGCGGCGGGCGCCAGACCCCCAGG